UUUUAUGCGCGCAGAACGUACUUUAGAGUCGUCCUCUAGAUGGCUCUCCGGAGAAAUAAACUUUUGACAGAAAAGAGGAAGCUAAGUUUAUUAACGAUUAUUCAAAAUCACUUUAGAAAAUGUCUAUUGAAAUUGAAUCAGCUGACGUCAUUCGUCUUAUUCAGCAAUUCCUGAAAGAGUCGAAUUUGAUGAGAACUCUUCAAAUUCUCCAGGAUGAGACAGGCAUUUCUCUCAACACAGUCGACUCAGUUGAAUCAUUUGCCGAUGACAUCCUCAGUGGCCACUGGGAUACAGUUUUAAAAGCCACACAGUCUCUUAAACUUCCAGACAAGAAAUUAAUUGACCUUUAUGAGCAGGUUGUUUUAGAAUUGAUUGAACUUCGCGAGUUAGGAGCUGCCAGGUCAUUAUUACGGCAAACAGAUCCUAUGGCACUGAUGAAGCAGCAAGAACCUGACAGAUACUUAAGUUUAGAAAACCUACUGGCAAGAUCAUAUUUUGAUACCCGAGAGGCCUAUCCUGAAGGAAGCAGCAAAGAAAAAAGGCGAGCAGCCAUUGCUCAAGCAUUAAGUGGAGAAGUAUCAGUUGUACCACCGUCACGUUUACUUGCUCUACUUGGGCAAUCUUUGAAAUGGCAACAGCAUCAAGGACUAUUGCCACCUGGAACCAGUAUCGAUCUUUUCCGUGGUAAAGCUGCCAUCAAAGAACAGGAAGAGGAACAGCCACCUACACAGUUGACAAAACACAUCAAAUUCGGUCAAAAAUCUCACGUUGAAUGUGCCAAGUUCUCACCUGAUGGACAGUAUCUGGUCACCGGUUCGGUUGACGGUUUUAUUGAGGUCUGGAACUUUACUACCGGAAAAAUUCGAAAAGAUCUCAAAUACCAAGCUCAGGAUAAUUUUAUGAUGAUGGAAGAUGCUAUUCUCUGCCUGACCUUCAGUCGCGAUUCAGAGAUGCUUGCUAGUGGCUCUCAAGAUGGCAAAAUUAAAGUCUGGAAAAUUCAGACUGGCCAGUGUCUACGAAAAUUUGAGAAAGCCCAUAGUAAAGGUGUAACUAGCAUGCAGUUCUCCAAAGAUAACAGUCAGCUAUUGACAGGAUCGUUUGACAUGUCUGUCAGAGUACACGGUUUGAAAUCAGGCAAAACUCUUAAAGAGUUCCGUGGUCAUACGUCAUUUGUCAACGAAGCUAUUUUCACUGCCGAUGGACAUCAUGUAUUGAGUGCCUCGUGUGAUGGAAGUGUGAAAGUUUGGAGUAUGAAAUCGGGCGAGUGUGUUUCCACAUACAAAUCGCUGGGAGGCUCAUCCGGCGGUGAUUUAACAAUUCACACCAUCACGCUUCUACCCAAAAACCCAGAGCAGUUCAUCGUCAGCAAUAAAAGUAGUACCGUAGUUAUUAUGAACAUGCAAGGACAGAUUGUCAGGUCUUUUACGAGCGGUAAGCGCGAUGGCGGUGACUUCGUUUGCUGUACUUUAUCUCCGAAGGGCGAAUGGAUUUAUUGCAUCGGUGAAGACAUGGUUCUUUACUGUUUUUCAAUUGCAUCUGGCAAACUUGAAAAGACGUUGACGGUACACGAGAAAGAAGUCAUUGGCACUAGCCAUCAUCCACACCAAAAUCUUUUAUGUACCUACAGUGAAGACGGGUUCCUGAGAAUGUGGCGACCUUGAACACAUUGACGGAUCUAUUUCAAUGAGAAUAAAAUACAAGUGUCGUUUUUGUGAAA
Messenger RNA from Daphnia magna, 1717 nucleotides. It is a transcript of the gene Smu1, whose product is annotated as WD40 repeat-containing protein SMU1. The record is from RefSeq and is a predicted model, not a curated record. Lineage: Eukaryota; Metazoa; Arthropoda; Branchiopoda; Diplostraca; Daphniidae. Gene Ontology annotation, cellular component: precatalytic spliceosome. Gene Ontology annotation, biological process: mRNA splicing, via spliceosome. Gene Ontology annotation, molecular function: protein binding. Bases 120 to 1661 code for a protein of 513 amino acids. The transcript has 9 exons.